Messenger RNA from Lacerta agilis (Sand lizard), 4858 nucleotides. It is a transcript of the gene MRC1, whose product is annotated as mannose receptor C-type 1. The transcript has 30 exons. NCBI's taxonomy places the organism in Eukaryota, Metazoa, Chordata, Lepidosauria, Squamata, Lacertidae. Gene Ontology annotation, biological process: receptor-mediated endocytosis. Bases 212 to 4570 code for a protein of 1452 amino acids. Gene Ontology annotation, cellular component: plasma membrane. Gene Ontology annotation, molecular function: signaling receptor activity. The record is from RefSeq and is a predicted model, not a curated record.
GUCUGAACGGCGAAUUCCUGUUAUUUCACAAUGCCCUGUGUGUCAGGGCAUUUCCUUAUCAUUAGGCAACCAGAAUGCACUCCCUUAACUAUAAGUUCUCAGAAAUGAAAACGGCUUUCCUCCUUGCGGGCUUCAACAAGAUCUGCUACGAAAGGGAAACCCUGCAUGGCAUAUUCUGGCGGAAAGGAAGACAGCAGUAAACUUGCGUAAAAUGCCUGUUUCUUUGCUUCUGGUUUUCCUUUCCUUACAACAUUGUGUUUCUUCGCUAGUAGAUACCAGCAAAUUUUUAAUAUAUAACCAAAACCACAAGCUUUGUGUUCAUGCACUGUCUGCAAGCUAUGUCACUACCAGUACUUGCAACCAUGAAAGCGAUGAACAAAAGUUUAGAUGGAUUUCUAGCCACCAGCUGAUGAGCGUGUCUUUGAAGUUAUGUUUUGGAGUAUCUUCAAAGGUUGACUGGACACCAGUUACUCUGUACCCAUGUGACUCAACAAGCGACCUCCAGCGAUGGGAAUGCAAAAAUGACACACUUUUCGCCAUCCAAGGAGCAGAUCUGUAUUUCAACUAUGGCAACAAAAAUGAAAAAAGAAUUAUGCUGUACCGGGGAUCUGGCGAAUGGAGUCGGUGGAAGGUCUAUGGAACCAGAGACGAUUUGUGCUCCCGGGGCUAUGAAGACAUGUUCACUCUGAAAGGCAAUGCCAAUGGGGCACCAUGUGUGUUCCCUUUCCAGUAUGAUGGUAACUGGUACGCAGAGUGUACAAAUGCUGGCAGGUCCGAUGGCUGGCUAUGGUGUUCAACCACUAGACACUAUGAAACAGACAGGAAAUAUGGCUUUUGCCCACUGAACUUUGACGGAAUGGACAAGUUGUGGAAUACAGACCAUUUGACCAAUGUUCAGUACCAGAUAAACGCAAAUGCUGCUCUAACUUGGUACCAAGCUAGUAAAAUUUGUCAGCAACAAGGUGCACGUUUGUUGGGAAUUACUGAGUUACAUGAGCAAAUGUAUCUAACAGGGUUAACUUCCACUUUCACUACUGAACUCUGGUUUGGUCUUAACAGUUUGGACUCCAACCGUGGAUGGCAAUGGAGUGGUGGCCAUCCUUUCAGAUACCUAAACUGGGCACCAGGGAGUCCUUCUCCAGAGCCUGGAAAAACCUGUGGAACAUUUAAUCCCAGUAAAAAUGGCAAAUGGGAAACUCUAGAAUGCAGUCAGAAACUUGGUUACAUUUGUGAAAAAGGGAAUUCCAGUCUGAACUCCAUCACUAUUUCUUCAGAAACAAAUGUGAAUAUUAAGUGUCCUGAGGGAUGGAUAUCAUAUGCAGGCCACUGUUACAAGAUUCACAGAACAACGGCCUUGUGGUAUGAUGCCUUAGCAUCAUGCAGAAAGGAAGGUGGAGAUCUGGCGAGUAUACACAACGUUGAAGAGUACAGCUUUACAAUUUCCCAGCUUGGGUACAGCUCAUCUGAUGAAUUGUGGAUUGGGCUGAAUGACCGCAAAGUUCAAAUGUACUUUGAAUGGACGGACGGGACUCCUGUAACAUACACUAACUGGCUGCCUGGAGAGCCGACACAUGCUAACAACAGGCAAGAAGACUGUGUGGUUAUGAAAGGAAAGCAAGGGUUCUGGGCAGAUCAACCUUGCGAUGUGAAACAUGGAUACAUUUGCAAAAGCAAACCAUUAACAGAAACUCCGGGAGAUGCAGAUGUAGUCGAAGAAGGCUGCCGGAAAGGCUGGAAAAGACACGGUUUAUACUGCUACAUGAUUGGAAAUGUAUAUUCAACAUUCGCAGAAGCAAAUCAAACAUGUAUAAAGGACAAUGCUCAUUUAGCUUCUGUUGCAGACAGAUAUGAACAAGCAUAUUUUACUAGUUUGAUUGGGCUCAGGCCAGAACAACAUUUCUGGAUUGGUCUUUCCGACAUACAAGAAAGAGGAACAUUCAUGUGGACCAGUGGGGAAACUGUCGAAUAUACCCACUGGAAUGUAGAAAUGCCUGGAAGGAAAGCAGGCUGUGUUGCCAUGAGGACUGGAAUCACAGGUGGCUUAUGGGAUCUUCUGAAAUGUGAGACAAAGUCAAAAUUUCUCUGCAAGCGCUUUGCUGAUGGAGUGACUUCUCCGCCGAUACCAACAACAACUGCUGCCCCCAGAUGCCCUGAUGGCUGGAGUCCAAGUGACAGUAGGAACUUGUGCUUCAAAGCUUUUGUGAGGAGUGAUGACAAAAAAUCGUGGGCGGAUUCUCAGAGUUUUUGUAGAGCCAUGGGAGGUGAGCUGGCCUCCAUUAGCAGCUCCAAAGAGGAACGUUCACUGCAGCGCUAUUUGUCGGACCAAGGAUUCAGCUCUUCACAUUUCUGGCUAGGCUUAAGUUUACAAAGUCCAACUGAAGGAUUUUCGUGGAGUGAUGGCUCUCCACUUGGAUAUACAAACUGGGAGUAUGGAGAGCCCAAUAACUACAAUGAAAUUGAGCACUGCGGAGAGUUGAAUGCAAAUUAUCGCAUGCGCUGGAAUGAUAUACACUGUGAGGACUUGUACAACUGGAUUUGUCAGAUUAAAAAAGGAGAAGAACCAAAGCCUGAACCGACAGAUCCACCUAUACCAAAAUUUCAAUAUAGCAGUGAUGGAUGGCUCAUCAAUGGAGACAAGCAGUAUUAUUUCAGCACUUACACUGCUCCUAUGGAAACAGGACGUGAGUUUUGCAAGAAGAACUUUGGAGACCUUACAGUCAUCGAAAGCAACACUGAAAGAAGAUUCUUAACAAAAUAUAUCUCAAAAAAGGACUGGACCAACGCUUACUUCAUUGGCUUAAAACUGAGCCUUGAUAAAGACGUUAGCUGGAUGGACGGAACCCCGGUGCAGUAUUUAGCCUGGGCACCGCAUGAACCCAACUUUGCAAACAACGAUGAAAACUGUGUGGUCAUUUACAGAAGGACAGGACUUUGGAAUGAUAUAAACUGCGGCCAACCCUACCCUUUCAUAUGUGAAAGACACAACAGUUCAAUCAAUGCAACAGUUGCUCCUACAACUCCUUCUGUUCCAGGAGGAUGUCCAGAAUCAUGGCUUUCAUUUGAAAACAAGUGCUACAAAGUAUUUGGGUUGACAGAUGAAGACCGAAAUAAUUGGGAUUCUGCACGAACAGUUUGCAAGCGCUUACGAGGAAACCUGGCUACCAUAUCUAGUGAAAACGUUCAAGCUUUCCUUACUUCCCAGUUGAACAAUUUCCCAACGGAUGCAUGGAUAGGAUUCAAUGAUAUCAACUCAGAAGAGAUGUACCUCUGGACAGAUGGAAGCAGAGUCAGUUACACAAACUGGGCAAAAGGCUUCCCAUCAUCUAAUUACGAUGCAGAGAGGGAAGAUUGUGUCGCAAUGAAAAACAGGCCUCUUCAAGAAUCGGGGAAAUGGAGACAUUUUCACUGUUCUGAUAAAAAAGGCUACAUAUGCCAGGCAGAUACAGACCCCAAAACUCCUGUUCUUCCAACACCCACAACAGCAUAUCGUAUCCGUUACAAUAACAAUACCUACUUCUUCUUUGAAAGCAAAAUGGCAUGGAAAGAUGCCCAGAAAAGCUGUGAACAACAAAGCUUUAACCUUGCUAGCAUUUUGGACCCUUUCACCCACUCAUUCCUCUGGUUGCGGCUGCUGAAGUAUAAAAGCCCAGUGUGGAUUGGCCUCAAUACUAAUGUGACCGAUGGACAAUACACAUGGAUUGACAAGUUCAAAAUGAAGUUCACAAAAUGGGCUCCAGGGGAACCAAAACAAAAUUUUGGUUGUGUUUAUCUGGAUUUGGAUGGAACCUGGAAGACAGGAUCAUGCAAUGAACAUUAUUUCCCACUCUGUAAACACUCUGACGUGACAGCACCUACUGAGCCACCUCAACUACCUGGAAAGUGCCCAGAAUCACUGGAGACACCGUGGAUUCCUUUCCGUGGCCACUGCUACCACUUUGAGACGUCAUCUAAAAAAUCUUGGCCUCAGGCUUCUUUAGCUUGUUUACAAUUAGGUGGUGGUCUGGUUUCAGUAGUUGAUGCAGUUGAAUCACAUUUUCUGGCAGAAAAUGUGGAACCUCUUGAAAGUAAAGCUCGAUCAUUUUGGACCGGAAUGUUCAGAAAUAUACAUGGCAAUUGGUUAUGGCUCGACAACAGCGUAGUGGAUUUUGUUAACUGGAACGAAGGAGAGCCCUCUCCUCAAACUAAUGAAGACUGUGUGGAAAUGUAUUCUUCAUCUGGGACUUGGAAUAACCUUUACUGCAGAUCCUACCAGGCGUAUAUUUGCAAAAGACCUAAAAUUAUUGAAAUUGUGCCUACCAAUAAGGUUCCAGAAAAUAAAGAACCGAGAAAGACAGACGACAUUCCUGCGCCUUCCAAUACGAGAGUUACCGCUGUGAUUGUCGUGACUCUGCUGAUUGUGAUGGCAGCGGCUAUUGCAUGUUACUAUUUCUACAAGAAAAGGAGCCGGCACGUCCUCACAGAAGACAACUUCGAGAACUCUCUCUAUUUCAAUAGCAGCUCCACCCCUGAAACGAGCGACACAAAGGACCUGGUGAUGAACAUGGAGCGCAAUGAGCAUGCUGCCAUUUAGUCCAGGAUAAUACAAACUGUCCCUCAUUCGGGAAAACAACACCAACACCACAUAUUGAAAGCCACAAGCAUCCUAUCCAAACCUGGUCUUUCCUUUACAAAAUAGUUGCCCAAAUCGCACCUGAUUCAGAACUUUUGUUUGCAUGCUAGAAGCAGCAAUAGUUUCGUUGGGGUAUUUUGUGGCAAUUCAGCAGCUUUGUAUUCAAAAUAGGCAAAGCUAGUAUUUUGCCCGAUGGCCGCGCUGUGUUGACGACUGAGCUGAUGGAUAGAGCAAAUAAAUGCUGAAUUA